Messenger RNA from Marchantia polymorpha subsp. ruderalis, 592 nucleotides. The record is from the annotation of a GenBank genome assembly. Lineage: Eukaryota; Viridiplantae; Streptophyta; Marchantiopsida; Marchantiales; Marchantiaceae.
CCCUGUGAGCUGUGGGAGACUAUCCGAUCGUAGCCAACAACUUGCUUGGAGGGAAACGGCCUGAAGCUCCUGGGAGAGAUUUUCCUCAUGGCAUUCGUUAAGGUUGUCGUCGUGUGCUUCAUUGCGGUUUUGAUCGCGGAUCUUGUGGCGGCACAGAGCUGUCCCCAGACCAUCACAUUCAGCCCCUGCCUCACGAACGUCGGAAACACCGGCACGCCUCCAGCUUACGACAGUCAGUGUUGUAAACUGGUGAGGGAUCCGAAAUGGACGGACCAGUGCCUGUGCGCCGUCGUCUCCUCGCACUUUCCCGGUGUGGACGAGACUAAGGCCCUUAAUCUGGCACACGAUUGCGGCAGGCGUGUACCGAAGGGCAUUUACUGCGAUGGCAGGCCAGUGCCUCCGUAAAGACUCUCUUUACCUCCCGCGUUCGAAACACUUGAGGUCGAAGACGUUUGCAUCGGUCGUUCUACGUAGGAACUAGGAGACAUCGAAUGUAGAGGGGAGUUAUUCGCUGGGUUUUCUCUGGCAAAACUGUAAAUUUUGGCCAUACACGGCGUGUUAGUUGUAAUCAAGGUCACUCUUUUGCUCUACC